Messenger RNA from Lodderomyces parapsilosis, 855 nucleotides. RefSeq lists its product as uncharacterized. Bases 1 to 855 code for a protein of 284 amino acids. Lineage: Eukaryota; Fungi; Ascomycota; Pichiomycetes; Serinales; Debaryomycetaceae. Gene Ontology annotation, cellular component: CTDK-1 complex. The record is from RefSeq and is a predicted model, not a curated record. Gene Ontology annotation, biological process: positive regulation of transcription by RNA polymerase I; positive regulation of DNA-templated transcription, elongation. The transcript has a single exon.
AUGGAUUCAUUUGAAGUUGCCAAUCAAUUUUCAACUAUACUACGAAAUUUAACUCCGCAACAACAACAACUAUCAAAAGCAAUCUAUUUUGCGUUGAAAAAUGCUGAUAAAGAGGAUUACAUUGUACCAACGAUAUUAAAUGUAUUGGAAGAUCCCAAAUUGGAUUUGAAUUCGAGAUCUUUUAUCUUCCAGUUUAUCGACCUCUUGAUGCAAGAGAGCUUUAGUAAUCCAAGAUAUAACAAUGCCUAUAUCCAAAGCUUGAAGAGUAGGUUGCCACAGAUUUUACAGCUGGUGUGUCCGUUGAAUAACUCAUCUAAUUUGAUGAUUGCAUAUACAUGUUUAUGCCAUAUACUGACGAGGUUUAAAGUGGACUGUGAAAAGUACAAGACUGGUUUUCAAACAAGUUCACUAGAUGAACUUGAAAAUCAAUCACUAGACAUCGAUGGCAAUGAAGAUCCAUUGAUUUCUACAUGGAAGAUCUUGUUGCAAAGAUCAAGGGCUAGCAAGAUGGAUUGGAAGAAGCUUCUCACUGAACAUGCAAUCACUGAAGACAAUGUCGAUGAAGAUCAAAUGUUCAAUAUACGAAAGAAAGGCAAUCCAAGUACACAAUACUUGACAAAGAAACAAAUCAUCACAAGAAUCGAGGAUGAUCGGGAAACGCAUAAACGAUUAAAGGAAAAUAAAUGGUGUGUUAAUCGUGACAAGGGUCCAAAAUUCAUCUGCGAGAGCGAGUUUCUCAAUAAUUACUGGAAUAAAUGCCAACCCUUGACAAAGGAAGAGAAUGCCGAGUUUUUGAACAACCUUAAAGAGUUGAAUGAUAUGGUUUUACUGAGUUAUAAAGAUAAACAAGUUUAA